UCUGCAGUUAAUAUUUUGACACCAAUAUGGGAAAGCAAAACAGCAAACUACGCCCUGAAGUCAUGCAAGAUUUGCUAGAAAGUACAGACUUUACAGAACACGAGAUCCAGGAGUGGUACAAAGGCUUCUUGAGAGACUGUCCAAGUGGACAUUUAUCUAUGGAGGAGUUUAAAAAAAUAUAUGGGAACUUUUUCCCUUAUGGGGACGCUUCUAAGUUUGCGGAACAUGUAUUCCGCACUUUUGACGCCAACGGAGAUGGAACAAUAGAUUUCAGAGAAUUCAUCAUAGCCUUGAGCGUAACGUCGAGAGGUAAACUGGAGCAAAAGCUGAAGUGGGCAUUCAGCAUGUACGACCUUGAUGGGAACGGCUACAUCAGUAAGUCAGAGAUGCUGGAAAUCGUGCAGGCAAUCUAUAAGAUGGUUUCUUCUGUAAUGAAGAUGCCGGAAGACGAGUCGACACCAGAGAAGAGGACAGAGAAGAUCUUCCGCCAGAUGGACACCAAUCGCGAUGGAAAGCUCUCUCUGGAAGAGUUCAUCCGAGGCGCCAAGAGCGAUCCAUCCAUAGUCCGUCUCCUGCAGUGUGAUCCCAGCAGCGCCGGGCAGUUCUGAACCUGCUCUUUGGAUUAAUUAUGUAUCUGCUUUUUUUUUUUUUUCCUUGCCAAACAACAUUCAUGGUAGUGUUGCCUCUGUAUGGCCAAUUAUGCCUUCUUUUGUGGCAUCUUAUAGCUUCUUUUGUUGUGGAUUAAUUAUAAGAAUGCUGAAUUGCUCUUAACAAUUUGUCCAGAGCACGGGCAGUACUGUUUUAAACAGAUAUUGUGGUGUUAUCAUUGUUUUAAAGAUUUCAUUUUGGUUUUUGUUUUAACAUGUCUAUUUUGGAAAGUACACGUUGAGAAGGAGGAAACCAACAACAAAACCCUUGGCAGCAAGACACACUGACAGAUUUUUAGACUGCUGCUUUAGUAGCUGAGUAUUCACCUGCGGGACCUGAAAGUGUAGUAGAGGUUGAACCAAAGGGGUUGUGAUGGGUGGGGAAGGAUUCACCUGGAACCUCCUCUCCUGUCCAGGAGGCACCAGUUAAGGUCAAAGACAGGAUUGGGAAGAAGUAUAAAAGUGCAAAAUGGGUGCAGGGUGUAUUGUCCACACCCCUGCUUCUACGCCUCGUUGUUUCAAUGCUG
Balearica regulorum gibbericeps (East African grey crowned-crane) is the source of this 1174-nucleotide messenger RNA. NCBI's taxonomy places the organism in Eukaryota, Metazoa, Chordata, Aves, Gruiformes, Gruidae. The record is from RefSeq and is a predicted model, not a curated record.